Carya illinoinensis is the source of this 1314-nucleotide messenger RNA. RefSeq names its product protein STAY-GREEN, chloroplastic-like. NCBI's taxonomy places the organism in Eukaryota, Viridiplantae, Streptophyta, Magnoliopsida, Fagales, Juglandaceae. Bases 297 to 1088 code for a protein of 263 amino acids. The transcript is spliced from 4 exons. The record is from RefSeq and is a predicted model, not a curated record.
GUGACAAGCCUAACACGUCUUCUCCCUUCUCCUACAAAGACAAACCCCACAGAAUCUUCCCCAUUUUCCGAAGAUGCUGAGCUAAAAAGCAAAGCAAAAACUUCAAGCUAAAGAAUCCCAAAGCAAAAGCAAAAUAAAAACGUUUUGAGCUCCUGGGAUUUGGGAGUUCCUACCUCCGAAAAGAAUCCUGUUUGUAUAACGAUAUUGCACGAAAGUUUCUAUAUUUGGGUGCCCGAGAAGGUUGGAGCUUCAGGGAGGAGGUCUAAGCCGGAAUCUUACUCAGUAGAGAAAGAAAGAUGGGAACUUUGAGUGCAGCUCCUGUGCUCCCAUCAAAGCUCAAACAGUCUUCACUCUCCGAUCAACAAAGCUCCCUCUUUCCUUGUGGAAAAAGACCCAAGAAGAAGAACUUUGCUAUCGUUCCUGUAGCAAGAUUGUUUGGGCCGUCGAUAUUUGAAGCUUCGAAGCUGAAGGUACUGUUUUUGGGAGUGGAUGAAAAGAAGCACCCGGGGAACCUUCCAAGGACCUACACGCUUACGCAUAGUGAUAUAACUUCUAAGCUCACUUUGGCCAUCUCACAGACAAUAAACAACUCUCAAUUUCAAGGGUGGUACAGCAGAUUACAAAGAGAUGAAGUAGUAGCAGAGUGGAAGAAAGUGAAGGGAAAGAUGUCCCUUCAUGUUCACUGUCAUAUAAGUGGAGGCCAUUUUCUCUUGGAUUUGUUUGCUAGGUUCAGAUACUUCAUCUUCUGCAAAGAACUACCAGUGGUUUUGAAGGCCUUUUUCCAUGGAGAUGGGAAUUUGUUCAACAACUAUCCGGAAUUGCAGGAGGCUUUGGUCUGGGUUUACUUUCACUCAAACAUUCCAGAAUUCAACAAAGUGGAAUGCUGGGGGCCCAUCAGGGCGGCCGCAGCGCCCACCAGUAGCGUGCACAAUGACGAAAUGAUGCACUCAAACCCAGAGCUUAUCGGGAAAAUACCCGAACCAUGCCAAGAAAAUUGCGAGUGUUGCUUUCCACCAAUGAGCUUGAUCGCGUGGUCAGAAGCAAUUCCCCGUGAAAGCGAAAAUAGUUUUGGGACACAACAGAGCUGACAGCAACAAACCCAACAUAGCUGAAUACGAUACGACGUCCCUUAGUCAUUCCUUUGCUUCUGUUUUCAGUCGAUUUAUUUAUAGAAAACUAGUACAAACGGAACGUCCAAGGGACGUUGCACAGUAGAGGCAAAAUUUAUAUGCUAAUUAUAUAUAGUAAGGUCAAUGUAUAUUGUACGUAUGUCCAGAUGAUAUAAAUAAAGAAAAUAAACAUGAAGUUAAUGUA